Messenger RNA from Carcharodon carcharias (great white shark), 3334 nucleotides. RefSeq names its product phosphodiesterase 1A, calmodulin-dependent (gene pde1a). Gene Ontology annotation, biological process: signal transduction. Gene Ontology annotation, molecular function: 3',5'-cyclic-nucleotide phosphodiesterase activity. The record is from RefSeq and is a predicted model, not a curated record. NCBI's taxonomy places the organism in Eukaryota, Metazoa, Chordata, Chondrichthyes, Lamniformes, Lamnidae. The transcript is spliced from 16 exons. Bases 473 to 2374 code for a protein of 633 amino acids.
UAUUAAAACACCCAUUAAGUGUUAUUUAAGAAAGAGAAAUUAUCCAGACCAGUUCUGCAAGCUUUACUGCCUUUGUCCUUUUUACAAUUUGGGGGAUUAUUUUCUGUGCAAUAGUUAGGCUGAGGCAAACAUGGAGUGUUUGUAUGGUUACAAUAAUCUGUUACUUUUUAUACCUGGAUGACAGUUGGCAAAAUGUCAGACUUUUCUUGCACUUUGCAUAAAAGACUCUUCUCUUGCCUUAACAUGCCUCCCUCUACUUUGUAGAGUAUGCGUUAUUUGGUACUGCACAGACGUGCCUGUGUGAGGUGGCCUCUAUGGCCUUAUUGCUCAGUUGUCAGAGAGCGAGGCUUCCCCAACACAAAAGAUCAAUCUCUCUGCUCUCCACUGUGGAUUAGUUGAGAACAACUCUCCAGAUUCUUGCCGGGCUGUUCCAGAAGAAACUUCCUGUGAGGAGUAUAAUUUUCUUCUUUAAAUGGAUGAAUGUGUCACCAUCAAGAAAAAGCACCUACAAAAGCCCAUAUUUAGAUUAAGAUGUCUCGUGAAGCAGCUGGAGAAAGGUGAGAUUAACGUGACAGAUUUAAAGAAGAAUAUUGAAUAUGCAGCCUCUGUGUUGGAAGCAGUUUACAUUGAUGAGACAAGACGGCUCUUGGACACUGAGGACGAACUCAGCGACAUCCAGUCAGAUUCCGUUCCAUCGGAGGUUAGGGACUGGCUGGCGUCCACCUUCACAAGGAAGAUGGGGGUGAUGAGAAGACGGCCAGCAGAAAAACCUAGAUUUCGGAGCAUUGUUCAUGCUGUUCAAGCUGGCAUUUUUGUCGAGAGGAUGUACCGAAGAACAUCAAACAUGAUUGGACUGACUUACCCAUCAGCAGUGAUAUCUGCUUUAAAGGAUGUUGAUAAAUGGUCAUUUAAUGUAUUCGCCCUUAAUGAUGUCAGUGGGGAACAUGCUCUGAAGUUCAUGGUGCAUGAGCUAUUCACUCGAUAUGACCUUAUCAAUCGCUUCAGGAUCCCUGUAUCUUCUCUAAUGUCUUUUGUCGAAGCCCUAGAGGUGGGUUACAGCAAGUACAAGAAUCCUUACCAUAAUUUAAUCCACGCAGCAGAUGUGGCCCAGACUGUGCAUUACCUAAUGCUCCACACUGGCAUUAUGCACUGGUUUACAGAACUGGAAAUUCUGGCCAUGCUCUUUGCAGCUGCUAUUCAUGACUAUGAGCAUACGGGAACCACAAAUAACUUCCACAUUCAAACCAGAUCAGGUGUAGCUAUUUUAUACAAUGAUCGUUCUGUUCUUGAAAACUAUCAUGUGAGUGCUGCCUACCGAUUAAUGCAAGAUGAAGAAAUGAAUAUUAUGUGCAAUUUAUCUAAAGAUGAUUGGCGGGAGCUGCGUUCAUUGGUGAUAGAGAUGGUUUUAUCGACCGACAUGUCUUGUCAUUUUCAACAAAUCAAGACCAUGAAAAAUACGUUGCAGCAGCCUGAAGGGACUGACAAAGCCAAAGUUAUGUCAUUAAUGCUGCAUGCAGCAGAUAUAAGUCACCCUGCAAAAACCUGGCAACAGCACUACCGUUGGACAAUGACAUUGAUGGAAGAAUUCUUUAGACAGGGUGAUAGUGAAGCAGACUUAGGGUUGCCGUUUUCCCCACUGUGUGAUCGAAAAUCAACAAUGGUGGCUCAGUCUCAGAUCGGUUUUAUUGAUUUUAUUGUGGAGCCAACCUUCUCUGUUCUGACAGAUAUAGCAGAAAAAAUAAUAACUCCUCUUAUAGAGGAAGCUUCUCAAUCCGAGACCUCCGACUUCCGACGACAAAGUUUCAGCAGCAUUGGAGUGGGAGCCACUACCGAUUCACCCAGAAGACACAGUGUAAGGAGUGUACCAUCAGAUGGAGGUUGUUCCAUAGAGUACUCCAUAUCCACUGUGGACCUAAAAUGCUUCAAGUUGAACUGGAUGGACAUCAUUCAGCAAAACAAAGAGAAAUGGAAAGAGCUGGCAAUUCAAGAUACAGAAGAAAAAACAAGGCAAGAUACAGAACAAAACAGGAGUGAUGACGACAGUGUUGAGGAGCCAAAUCUUGUAACAGCGGAUGAUAACAUUAAUAAAGGACAUGAUGAACAGUUCUUGGAAAAAAACACUUCUCCAUCUAAGGCACCUGUCAACCAGCAUUCAACAGGCCGACCAGCUGCCAGUAGUCCUACUCUGCAAAAGCAUCUUCUCACCGUCAGCUCUGAUUCCGCUCUUUGGGAAAAUGAUUCUAACCGAGCAGAGACUCUGAUUGAACACAGAGCACCAUGGAAUGGAGAGACGGAACACUUUAAAGACUCAGAAGAUUCAAUGAAUAAUAGCAAAGGCAUACUGGAGCAAAAAGCUGCUUUUAUACACAACUAGCUCAGAAAAGGUUCCAAGGAUACAGCCCUACAUGAAUACUGAGAAUGAUAGAUCGUGGCAUGGUGCUGGAAUGAUUAGAAGUUGAUUACUGCACCUUUACCAAGCAUCCCUCCAACACUGCUGGUGCAUUACUUCAAGCAACAUGAACAUGAUUGCAUGGCCCUGCUCUUCUUUAAAAUUAAGACCUGGAGAAAUGAUUUGUUUCGUCUUUCUCUGAACUAUUUAAUCUAACAAUUUCCUCUUCAAUAACCUUGCCAUUUGACUAGAGUUUUUUGUUUUUUUACAGGACUAGCCAUCAGGUUGCAGGUUUUUUGGGCCCACGCUGUACUCUGGAUAAAAGUGCUUUUGAUAAUGGUGCUUUCAUAUCCUAAAAAAUUCAGCUCAGCACAACGUAAAAUUUGAGUAGCGCGACUAAUCUUUCCACCAUUGUAUUUCCUUGACUAUAACAGUAAACAAUAUAGAAACAGCACUGUGACAGCAGACAAGAAAGUUUCUAGCCUCAGGAAACACAGUGAAUCUUUAGGCUUUAGUUUUUUUCUCAGCUGAAACUGUUAACACCCUCAGCUUUGGAAUGAAACAUUUAGUGGAAGCUCUGUGCAUCAGAGUUGCACUGGUAUAAAGACUCAUUUGUCUGGUUACUUAUUGAUGUCAGCACAACAUAAAAACAGCCACAGUAUUACAUUGAGACUGUUUUAUUUUUAUUUAUCUCCCUGCUUCUAGGCAAUUGGGCGCCACUAUUGUAAAAUGACAUCAAGAUAGACAGAAUCUAAAUUCGAAAAUCAAUAGUGGUGCAAAGAUCAUACCACAAAGUUAUGUUAGCAUUACUCAGAGCCACGUCACAUACAAGUGUAAUCUCACCUUGCAUGUUUCAUGCGUUUAUAAAUACACUACACCUUUGAUGUUAUAUCAAUGAAUCAUGGAGACCUUUAUGGUAAAGUUAUUAAUAAAAGAUAAAGGAAA